AUGACCACAGGUUAUCAAGAUGAUGGAAACCGUUAUGUCUGUUCUUUGGCUUUGGAUUCUACAGUUGAGGAGGAGUUGGUCGAAAGCCUGGAGGAGAUCUCCAUCUUGACGAUGGGUGAAACACCUCGAGCAAGAGCAAGCGAGGAAAACCCCACAGUACUUGCAGCAAGAACAAGCGAGGAAGUAUCCACAGCAUCUGCAGCAUCUGCGGCAUCUGCGGCAGCAGCAGCAAGUGAGGAAGCCAUCCACUCCUUUAGUUGCAACCUCUGCGCCAUUAAACAACCAGGUCUAGACCACUAUUUCUGUAGCUGCGGACGCUAUAGCCAAGGGAAACGCGGUGAAUCCUCUUAUCGAAAACAGGUCCGUCGCUCUGAGGGUAAAAGGACCUACCAAGUUUGUGUGCAUGACCAAGAGCGGAUGCAAAAGAUUCCGUCUUAUCGUAUUGCUUUCCGAAGGGGAGGACGGUAUCCCCCGAAUGACCUUCUUACGACCUCUUUAAUGGCCUUCUAA
This is a messenger RNA of Lobosporangium transversale, 510 nucleotides long. RefSeq lists its product as hypothetical. Bases 1 to 510 code for a protein of 169 amino acids. The record is from RefSeq and is a predicted model, not a curated record. NCBI's taxonomy places the organism in Eukaryota, Fungi, Mortierellomycota, Mortierellomycetes, Mortierellales, Mortierellaceae. The transcript is spliced from 2 exons.